Esox lucius (northern pike) is the source of this 1170-nucleotide messenger RNA. RefSeq names its product TAF10 RNA polymerase II, TATA box binding protein (TBP)-associated factor (gene taf10). The record is from RefSeq and is marked provisional. Gene Ontology annotation, biological process: transcription initiation at RNA polymerase II promoter. Gene Ontology annotation, cellular component: transcription factor TFIID complex; nucleus; SAGA complex. Lineage: Eukaryota; Metazoa; Chordata; Actinopteri; Esociformes; Esocidae. Gene Ontology annotation, molecular function: promoter-specific chromatin binding; RNA polymerase II general transcription initiation factor activity.
AGAAGAGAAACAAAACAAUCUCGGAAGAUAGCUUAAACGAUUAGCUAUACUUAAUCGACAAACCUUUUUAAGAUAAUUUUAAUAAUACCCUGUCUGAAAAGGACAUUUUUGUCAUUCAAUUAAACUUUUUCAAUAUAGGUAACUAGCUAACUUCGAACUUCGGUGCAGCCAGCAACAAACAUCGUUGAUCCUCCACAGGCAGGCAUAACAGGAUCUUCAAAUUCCUCGAUAUCCAGUAAUUCCAUUACCAACAAUGCUACAACUAAUAUCAGUGGCAUCCCUUCUGUUGCAAUAAGUAAUGCUCAAACUUCAGCUGCCAUGGCCCCACCAUCUGACACAUCAGUGUCCAACGGCAUCUAUAUGCCGAGUGGCAUUUCCAAUGGUGAUGUGAAGCCUGUAAUCAACAGCACUCCACUGGCUGAUUUUCUCAUGCAGUUGGAGGAUUACACUCCUACAAUCCCUGAUGCAGUGACCGGCUACUAUCUCAACCGGGCUGGCUUUGAGGCAUCUGAUCCGCGAAUAAUCCGUUUGGUCUCCCUAGCAGCUCAGAAGUUUAUCUCAGAUAUUGCUAAUGAUGCCCUGCAGCAUUGUAAAAUGAAAGGUACUGCCUCGGGGAGCUCCAGGAACAAGACAAAGCAGGACAAGAAGUAUACAUUGACCAUGGAGGACCUCUCCCCUGCGCUGUCCGAGUAUGGCAUUAAUGUGAAAAAACCUCAUUACUUCACAUAGGCAAUUGGCUUUUGCAGGGUGGCAGCUUCUGCAUGUUUUUGCUCCAAAAACCAUCUAUGAUCAUGGCCAUAGAAUAUUAACCAGUCUCUGUUUUGUUUAUUUUAAGUAGAACAAGUUUUGCUUUGUGUGGAAUUUUGAGCUUGUAUUUUAUUUUUUGGGAGACAAAUAAAACAUUCACUGACUUAUUUCAGAUUGUGUUUUCCUACUAUUUCAUGUAUGUACUGUAAUAAACCUGGGUAUUUGUUGGGGGUAGUUUGUAUAAGGGAACUCAUCUACAGAUGUUAUGUAAAUUACUGCCCUUUUUCAUAUCAUUCUAUAAAGCUGUCCCAUAUUUAUUUUACUAAAAACACAUUUAAAGACUAGAAUAAUUGUAAUCUGUAUGCAAAAAGUGUGGAGAAUAUGAUUUAGCAUGACUAAUAUUUCAAGAAAUAUGUAAAUUAC